Diaporthe batatas is the source of this 1722-nucleotide messenger RNA. RefSeq lists its product as uncharacterized. The transcript has 6 exons. The coding region runs from base 1 to 1722 and encodes 573 amino acids. Gene Ontology annotation, molecular function: DNA-binding transcription factor activity, RNA polymerase II-specific; DNA binding; zinc ion binding. Gene Ontology annotation, biological process: DNA-templated transcription; regulation of DNA-templated transcription. The record is from RefSeq and is a predicted model, not a curated record. Gene Ontology annotation, cellular component: nucleus. Lineage: Eukaryota; Fungi; Ascomycota; Sordariomycetes; Diaporthales; Diaporthaceae.
AUGACUUCCACGACGACAGUCAAGACGCAAGCGCGUGACAGCUCCCCUUCCCAUACAACCCAGCGAACACGACCUCGACAAAAGCCUGGUGCGGCCUGUGAGGAACAGCCUCAAUGUGGUUCGUGUCAGGCCACCGGUGUGCCCUGCCACACGACAACGGUUCGGGCGGCUCGCGGGCCAAAGCCGGGCUACCUGAAGGACCUCAAAGCCCGAAUAGCCGCCUUGGAAGGCACUCUCAUACAGCAAGCACAACAAUCGGCCCGCACAACGUCUCCGGAUGACGACCAAUCAUCAUGCUACGACCCAUACCUUUUCAAUGGGGCAGAUUCGCUGAAGAUUUCCCACCCUGGAACAGAACCCGAUAACGUGUUUCUCCCCGACAUGGCCUCGGGCAACCCCAUAUCAAACGGAUUGGAGCCAUCACUUGGGUUUCCCUGCCUCGGCGGUACUACCAUGUCGCCAACGCCACCAAUGGACGCGAGCCUGAUGUCUCCUCCGCUCACUGCUUUCGGCGGCAUAGGUUACGAUACGAUGCUUCCGAAUGGAAUGCACGCGUCAGGAGACCAAAUCUCGUCGCUCAGUCUCGAUAACAUGAGGAGGAUGUCGACCGCGUCAAGUUGCUGGAGCUCUCCCGACGGAGGGGCAGCCGAGUUCAGACUCUCACCCAUGAUGCAGGCAGACCUCGACCAGCUUUACUGGGAUAGAAGCCACCUCCAUGUCCCCAUCAUGCAUCAACGGCGCUACAUGGCAUGGAGCCGCAAGCAGGACAAAAGUGAGGCACAACAGUGUCUUCAACUCGCAAUGUGGACCCUGGCAGCCUCAACAUCACCAGGCCAGUAUCAGACCAUGGCAAACUACCUAUACCGAUAUGCAUCUCAAUCACUGCUGAACCUCGAGUCCUGGGACUCGGGGGACGAGUGGAGCCAGAUGCGCCCCAACGACUUUGCGCAAGUACAAGCGCAGCUCCUAUUAGCGUUUUACGAGUUCAAGUGCGUCGACUUUAGACGAGGGUGGAUGAGAGCGGGGCGUGCAUUUAGACUUAUUCAGCUCAACUGGUUUUACGACAUUCUUUCUACCUCGUCGACAAUGUCCGACUGGGUCGAGGCGGAAGAGAGGAGAAGGACAUUUUGGGUAGCAUUUUGCCUCGAUCGGACUAUAAGCUUGCGCAACGACGCCCCAUGCACAUUUAACGAGCCGAUAUACGUUCCAUUACCAGCACCCGAUUCAGAGUUUCAAAAUGAGAUUCCUACGAUAACAGGCUAUCUCAACAGCGAUUCACUGACCGUCGGAGCGCCCGACACAGAACUCAGCGAUUUCAUCCAUUUAGCUGCCAUCUGCGGCAAGGCAGUGUCACAUCGACACCAAUCUAUUAUUGACAAGGCGCUCGGGGUACAUAACACAGCGGGCAUCUGGCAGCGACACCGAGAAAUCAACGCCCAACUUGCAGAAAAUAUGAACUGUGCCAACUCAAGGCACCAGUCGCCCAUGAACAAGUCAGAGUCAUUAGCACCGUUCAUGGGAAUCAUGUGGCAAAUAGUCAUUCUUCAUCUACACUCCACCCUGAGCUGCACAGCAGCAACUGGGAAGGAGGAGUACGACUACGCGAGAGUGGAGAGCAUGCAACGCGGGACACUCGCGGCGCAAGAAGCACUCGGCUGCAUGGAGCGACUGUCGCAAUGCAAUAGUUUAAAGCUUGUCUUGUGUUCCAGAACCAGGAGUUAG